AUGAUAUUGCGUAUUCGUUACCCGGUAUCUGGUGAAGAGAACGACGUCCGUUUAGCUGUCACGUUGCCGGCGCUCACGCGGAUCUCCACUUCGCCGUCCGGUAGCACGUCGGCGGACACGGUGUCCGCGAAGGUGCCAGACAUCAACGACACGGCCGCCACGGUGGCGACCACGACGGCGACUGCGACUGCGACGGGUCUGCGGCUCAUGCCAUCCGGUUGCGCGGCGGACGCGGACACUGCGGCUCCGAAACGGCCGGCCAACGGUGGCACGAGCGGAUCUUCUCGAGGAAGCGAAAAGGGGGCCACCGCGACGAAACCCGGAAGCGUGACGCGAUAA
Messenger RNA from Macrosiphum euphorbiae (potato aphid), 339 nucleotides. The record is from the annotation of a GenBank genome assembly. Lineage: Eukaryota; Metazoa; Arthropoda; Insecta; Hemiptera; Aphididae.